AUGGGUUCAGAGUUUGGUAUUACGAAAGAUACCAAGCCCGAGCUUCGGCUCGGCGCUGUGGGCAUCUUCUGGAUAGUCUUUGCCGUCACUUGGACCGUCAUCCUCUUCAGUGGCAUGGGCUUCCUCUGGGUUCGACGUGAGAUGCCCAUUCUGAGGAUCAGAGGUUUGCCGCUAUCCUUUGCAGCAAUAACCCUGAUGCAUGCCUACUGGCUUGCCGUUCAACUUGGCUACUGGUAUGGCGCGUUGAUGCCUGAAGUCGCCGAGUUUUGGAUCAUGGGCCUCUGGUUCCCCUUUGGCAUUGCUCUAUUUCACGCCGCCAACAGCAGAUUCCUUUACGUCGCCGAUGCUCAGAAAAGGUUCAUUCAGAAGACUCAAACUCCGGUAGUACCGGUUGCCCGUGGAAACCUUCUGGGCCGAUGGAAGCAGCUGGACUAUAACCGACGAACACUCAUCCUGGUAGCAACCGGCAUGGCUCUUCAUACCAUCCUCACCAUCUUCAUGUUUCUCAUCUCCCGCAAAUUCCACGACUCCUUCGGCAUCGCUGGAACUGAAGUCACCGGCAACAACAUGGAGCGAAAGGCAGAGCAGGGCCGUGGCUGGGAGUGGUGGCCCUCUAUCUUUUGGCAAAUGUUCUGGGCUUGGGUCUUUGCUCCUUACAUCCUCUUUCGUGCGCGUAAACUCCGCGACACGCAAGGAUGGAGGUUCCAAACAAUUGCCUGCUGUAUCUCCAAUCUUCACUCUGCUCCCAUGUGGCUGAUAGCUUUGUAUGUUCCUGCAAUGGAGCCUGUCAACAACUACUUCAUUCCUCCGCAAUGGAUCGCCGUCUCCAUUAUGCUGCUCGAGAUUUUCACCGUCUUUGUACCCGUCAUUGAAGUUGUGAAGCAACAGGGCCUGACUCAAGAAACCCUCAACUCCAUCGCCCGCUGGGAGUCACGAAAGAAGGGAUUCAGCGGCGCCGACAAAUCCAUCAACUCAGACUCAACAAGGACUUCAUGGCGAAUGGGCGGAGCAGCCUCUGUUCUCACCACCAGCAGCUCCAGCGGAAGCAUCUUAACCAUGGAGGCCCUCGAGCACACUCUGGCCAAGAAUCCUGAGCCGCUGCAGCAAUUCUCAGCGCUUCGAGACUUUUCGGGAGAGAACAUUGCUUUCCUCACAAGCGUCAAGGAAUGGAAGACCACCUACUUCCCAGCAAGCAAAUCAUCAUCAGAAAAGGACGAGGGUCUUGUCAAGGAGCUGCCCCGCGAGUGCUUCGAAAGCGCGCUCAAGAUCUACGUCGAGUUCAUCAGCGCAACCCACGCCGAGUUCCAGAUCAACCUCUCUUCCACAGACUUCAAGAGCCUUCAAACCGUGUUUGAACACGCCGCACGAGUCAUCUGCGGCAGCGAGCGCUGCAACAGCACCGAUCCCUGCACUCCUUUCGAUGACACUCCCCAUCGCGUUGAUUCUGAGAGCACCCUCAACAUUGUCCGUUACUGGGGCGAAGUCCCGGACGAGUUCAGCGAAAACGUGUUUGACGAUGCCGAGCUUAGCAUCAAGUACCUGGUUCUGACAAACACAUGGCCCAAGUUCAUCAAGGAGAGGCGGUCCUUUGACAUGGCCAGCACUAUUGAGGCCGGCAGCAACUAA
Molecule: messenger RNA, 1626 nt
Organism: Trichoderma gamsii
Lineage: Eukaryota; Fungi; Ascomycota; Sordariomycetes; Hypocreales; Hypocreaceae
Exons: 4
Coding region: 1-1626 (541 amino acids)
Source: RefSeq, a predicted model, not a curated record